This is a messenger RNA of Fonsecaea monophora, 948 nucleotides long. RefSeq lists its product as hypothetical. The transcript has a single exon. NCBI's taxonomy places the organism in Eukaryota, Fungi, Ascomycota, Eurotiomycetes, Chaetothyriales, Herpotrichiellaceae. The record is from RefSeq and is a predicted model, not a curated record. The coding region runs from base 1 to 948 and encodes 315 amino acids.
AUGGAUGCUGCUAAGGUUCCGUUCACCACAACUGAAGAGCUAAUCAGCAAGUUAGCCAACUGUGACAUCCCCCCUGAUACUGUCACCCGCCUCCGCGGAGAGCUUUCGUGCCCAGUCCUGGAGGAACUAUAUCCGCUGCUCGACUUUGUCGGUCGUAGGUCAAGCCUCAACAUCGACCCCAUCCACAAACACCUCCAGAAGGGCCGCAAGAUUGUCCUCACUGAAGACCCGAGUCUGCACCUUGUCUGGUUUUCCGACACCGUCUACAUCAAACCACUGCCGCACUACCUGCUCAGUCACUCAUUCUGGAAGAAGAACCUCGGUCAAGGACAGCCGCACCGCGGCGAGGCGCUGGGGUUCGUGCGCUCGUACGGACGGCUCAUUCAGUACCCUUCGGAUUUCGAGUUGGCCAAGGAGGCGAAACUCAUCCCAUCGUCAUCGCCAAACGAGUAUACAGAAGGUCUCACCUACACUGUGUUCGCGGCAUUUAUUCGCAGCUUUUCAAAAAUAAGCGACGCCGAGGUAUCUCGUAGGUGGAACUUUGGCCAGCUCCGCCUGUCGCGUCUGCACUGGGCCGUGCGCAUUUUGCAACCCAGAUCCGCGACGACCAAGGGGUUCCUGCACAGACUGUUCUACGAGGAGCAAUUUUGGCACACGGGCCAGUUCCUCAACGAAUUUGCGGCCCCCCUUUUGUUCGUGUUCGCGGCGCUGUCGUUGAUCCUAUCGGCCAUGCAGGUCGUGCUGGCUGCCAAGUCUGAUGAUGAGGGGAGUUGGCGAGUCUUCGAGGAAGUGAGCGCGUGGUUUGCGGUUGUAGCCAUCAUCGUGCUCGUCGUUGUGUUUGUUGGUCUGGGAGCCAUUGUAGUUGGUAUCUGGGUAUUGCAGUUUCAUUUCGGGUAUCGGUCAUGGAAGAGGACUCGAGGACAGGAGGUGGAGGAGGUGCAACACUAG